This is a messenger RNA of Capsicum annuum, 1338 nucleotides long. RefSeq names its product chaperone protein HtpG-like. The coding region runs from base 1 to 1338 and encodes 445 amino acids. The record is from RefSeq and is a predicted model, not a curated record. Gene Ontology annotation, molecular function: ATP-dependent protein folding chaperone; ATP hydrolysis activity; ATP binding. NCBI's taxonomy places the organism in Eukaryota, Viridiplantae, Streptophyta, Magnoliopsida, Solanales, Solanaceae. Gene Ontology annotation, cellular component: plasma membrane; protein-containing complex; perinuclear region of cytoplasm. The transcript is spliced from 13 exons. Gene Ontology annotation, biological process: cellular response to heat; protein folding; protein stabilization.
AUGGGAAACAACAGUAAUGAAGAUUAUAUAAAGAACGAAGAUCAUGCACGCGAAGAAGAAAAGGAAGAUUAUUUAGCUGAUUGGAAUUCAUACGCAGUGGCGAAAUCAUCGAAAGAGAGUUCCACUGCUUUUAUCGAUAGCUUCGAUCUCGAAUCUGUUGUUCAUUCUGCUAACGACACCGUUUUCGGCACUUCUAAUGUAUAUGUGGCAACAGGUUGUGUUGACGGUAAAGUGCGGAUAUGGGAUGACCUUUCUGGAGAAUGUACGAAAACCUUUAGCGGACAUGCUGAUGUAAUUCAGUCUCUAGCAGCAUCAUCUAAUGGGGAUGAUGCAAGUGAUGCUGAGGAUAAUUUAAGGUUUCUUGGUAUUACUAAUCUUGAGCUUUUGAAGGAAGCAGUUGAUCUAGAUAUUUGCAUUCAAAUCGAUAAAGAUAAUGGCCUUAUUACCAUAACGGACUCAGGAAUUGGUAUGACUCGCCAAGAACUUGUUGACUUCCUUGGUGCUAUUGCACAAAGUGGAACUGCAAAAUUCGUAAAGGCACUGAAGGAUAGCAAGGAUGUUGGUGCUGACAAUAAUUUAAUUGGUCAAUUUGGUGUUGGAUUCUACCCAGCUUUCCUUGUUUCUGAACGAAUUAUUACAAUGGAUCCUAUCAUGGAAUUUUUGGGUAUCAACACUUUGAAGCCAAGAGAUUAUAUAUGGAUGAUCAAAGUCUUGGUCAUCGGAAGCGGGGCAACGAAGCCGUUUAAGAAUGGAGGCGGUUCUCAAAAAAUGGUUAUAUUAGUUGAUGAGGAGGGCACCAAAAUUAAUGGUACACUUUUCAAUGAACAUAUUAAAACGUUUGGUCAUUCUUUACAACAAUCGAAAAUAUAUUUGGCAUCUUUAUCUGUUUCCCAGAAGAAAACUCAUAAUGAUAUUACUUUACUGCCAAGAAAGCAAAUUAAAGUGGCGAAAGAAAUGACAGUUGGUGAAAUCGCAGAUUGUUUAUCUUGUGAUAAAAAGGUUAAAUUUCUUCUAAAAUUUGAUGUAUUUGCUGGGGAUGAACGUUAUUCUGUUACAAUGUUUGAGGCUGCAAAAUGCUUGGUUGGUUGCGAUGUUACAACAUAUAAGCAAUCAAUAUUGGAAAAGAAAGAGGAAUCCUUAUUUUAUCGUAACCUGAUGCUAAGUAUAAAGAAAGUCUGCACAUUUCUUAUCAAAAUUGAUGCAAAAAGUGAAGGAGAUCAAGCGGGAAGACGCUUCAUUGUAGAAAAAGUCCAAGAAGUUAAAGAGAUUGUUACAAUUGACAUAGUAUAUGAAGACGUCAACUCAGAAAACUCAGUCAAAGGGACCAGAAAAAAUUAA